Messenger RNA from Theileria parva strain Muguga, 1444 nucleotides. RefSeq names its product Prp31 C terminal domain protein (gene prpf31). Lineage: Eukaryota; Apicomplexa; Aconoidasida; Piroplasmida; Theileriidae. Gene Ontology annotation, biological process: spliceosomal tri-snRNP complex assembly; mRNA splicing, via spliceosome. The transcript has 8 exons. Gene Ontology annotation, cellular component: U4 snRNP; U4/U6 x U5 tri-snRNP complex; precatalytic spliceosome. The record is from RefSeq and is a predicted model, not a curated record. Bases 38 to 1444 code for a protein of 468 amino acids.
UUUAUUUCAAAAUGUAUUAUAUCAUUAAAUUUAAAUUAUGGGUACUUUAGCUGAUUCCUUCUUGGCUGAUUUAGAGGACCUUGAAAAUGAGGACAAUGAACAGGAGAAUUCAGAUUUGAACAAGGAUUUAAAUAAUGUUGAAAACUUCGAAUCCGAUGAGGAGACUCCGAUAAUUGAUGCAGUUGAGGAAUACUUUAACACAUCAGGAUCUUCUGAGAACAGUUUUUCAACUCUUAUAAAGGACCCUGAGAUUAACUCAAUUGUAGAGAAAGCUAAGCUAUUAUCACUGAGUAAGGACCUUAAAGCCACCGAGAUUUCCUUUAUUGACGAAUGUAAUAAAACUGUACUAAAAAUUGACCGGGAGAUUAUAAAUAUUUUCAACUAUGUGAGAGAUAUUUACUCUAAAAGAUUCCCUAAAUUGGAGUCUAUUGUUUACUCACCUCUUGACUACAUUGCCGUGGUUAAAAGGGCUCAAAAUGAAUCAGAUUUUACCAAGAUUGACUUGACAGAUUUAUUACCUAACAGCAUGAUUAUGGCUGUUACUGUUGCUAGUACAGUUGCUUCAGGCACUUGCUUAUCAACGCAAUUUUUAAAUAAAGUUUUGUCAGCCUGUAAUGAAGGGCUUUUACUCGCUGAGUUUAGGAAUGAUUUACUCGUUUACCUCGAGGGGAGAAUGAUUUUAAUCGCACCAAACACUUCAGUUUUAAUUGGAUCAGCGCUUACUGCCAGACUUAUUGCCAAAGUUGGAAGUAUUGAAAACCUCUCCAAAAUCCCCUCUCAAAAUCUCAUGAUGAUCGGCGCCGAUAAAAAUCAAAAUUACAUUCUCAACGGAAUUUUGAAUAACUGUGAUCUUGUUUUGAAUUCUCAACCUAGUUUACGCCUUAAGGCCUUAAGAUUAGUUUGUGCUAAAGUAUCUUUAGCCUCUAGAAUUGACCUGUUUAAACAACACAAAGACGGGAAAAUGGGCCAUGAAUAUCGCAAAUCCAUACUACAAAGUCUAGCCAAAGCUGUUGAGUUACCCCCGGCACCGAUGAAGAAAGCGUUACCAAUACCUGAGGAGAAGGGAGGUCGUAAAAGAGGCGGUAGAAGACAUAGAAAAACAAAGGAAAAAUAUUCUCUGGGCGAGUUUCAAAAGUACAGAAACAGACUCAAAUUCGGACUUGACGCUGAAGACGAUUUUGGCCUAGAAAUGGGUGAUGGCAUGGGCAUGGUUGGUAAAGGCAAUUACGGUAAAUUACUCAUUAAACCCAAGAAAGAUAAAGUACAUAUCCCUAAAAAAAGAGUUGUGUCAAUGCAAUCGAGUGGCGCAACAAAUGGAAUGUCGUCAUCACUAAUAUUUACUCCUUUACAAGGAAUUGAAUUGUGUAACCCAAACUUGACUAGGGAAGUAAAGAGAAAGUCAGUACUCGACAACCAAGGCUUCUUAAAAGUAAAGAAAACUUAA